Messenger RNA from Saitoella complicata NRRL Y-17804, 1047 nucleotides. Its product is annotated as Glutamyl/glutaminyl-tRNA synthetase. The record is from RefSeq and is a predicted model, not a curated record. The transcript has a single exon. The annotation marks the transcript as partial. Gene Ontology annotation, molecular function: zinc ion binding; ATP binding; glutamate-tRNA ligase activity. Gene Ontology annotation, biological process: glutamyl-tRNA aminoacylation. Lineage: Eukaryota; Fungi; Ascomycota; Saitoellomycetes; Saitoellales; Saitoellaceae.
CACCCAACCACGCCAGCACGAACGCGCUUCGCCCCAAGUCCAACAGGAUUCCUCCACCUCGGUGGAUUGCGGACCGCAUUGUACAACUACCUCCUCGCAAAAAAUACCGGGGGACAGUUUCUCCUGCGAAUCGAGGAUACGGAUCAAGCUCGUACAGUCCCCGGCGCAGAAGAAUCGCUACAAAGAACGCUAUCGUGGGCCGGGCUCACACCGGAUGAAUCACCGACAUCUGGAGGCUCAUAUGGACCCUACAAACAGUCUGAGCGAUUACCGAUAUACAGGCAACAUGCUGAGGACCUAGUCCAGCGUGGGCAGGCGUAUAGGUGUUUCUGCUCUGCUGAGAGGUUGGAGAGCUUGCGAAAUCAGGGCGCGGGCGUGAAUCGAGCGGUGGGGAGCUAUGACAGAGCAUGUACGCAUAUCUCUGAUGCCGAAAGCCAGGAGCGUGUGGCGAAGGGAGAACGGCACACGAUCCGCCUUCUUACGCCGGAUGAGUUUCCAAAGGUGAACGACCUGGUUUUCGGCACUGUUCAGUUUCACCGGGCACCAGAAGCAAAGGCGGCGGCGGGUCCUAAUGUUUUUGCGGCACAAGCGACGUAUGAUGAUCCAGUUCUUCUCAAAUCAGACGGGUAUCCAACCUACCACCUCGCAUCUGUCGUGGACGACCACUUGAUGCAAAUCUCUCACGUCGUGCGCGGGGAAGAAUGGUUACCAUCCACACCAAAACACCUAGCAAUCUACGACGCCUUUGGCUGGGACGCACCCAAGUUCGCCCAUCUACCACUUCUGACGAACCUCGAAGGGAAGAAGUUGAGUAAGCGGGAGAACGAUGCAAAUGUGGACAUGUAUAUCAAGGAGGGAUAUCUGCCUGAAGCAUUAUUGAAUUUUGUUGCGUUGUUGGGGUGGGGAGCUCCGAUGACGAUGCGGGAUCAGGUGUUUACGUUGGAGGAGAUGACGAAGGCGUUCAGACUUGAUAAAGUUACGAAAGGAUCUACAGCCGUCGCACCCGAGAAGCUCAUCUUCCUCAACAAGAAACACCUUUCUCAGCGG